AUGAACGAUAAUUUUUUUAUAGCAACCUUUGAACAUGUCAACGAACAAACUAUUCCCUCCCCCUUAAUUAAACAUUCAAAAAAAUGCCAAAAAGAUAACAAGAAAAGAAAAAAUAUUAUAAAGAACACUUCUCAAGAUAUAAUUGUAGAACAAAAAAAUUACGAUAAAGAAAAUAAUGAACAUAAAUAUGUAUGUAUGAAUAUUCAUACAUUCAACAGAAAAUGCUAUCAUAAAAAUAUCAGACUAUUAGACCAUACACACUUGCAAUUCACACUAGGAGAAUCUCUAAUGUAUCUUCUUAAUGUAUAUUUACAAAAUAAAAUUAUAACAAAAAAUUUAUAUAAUAGAAUGUUGUAUUCGUUUCAGCAGGCUAUUAUUGAAGUUAUAAGUAAACUCAAAGAAGGCAAAGAAUAUAAGUGGAAUAUAAAAGGGAAACUAAUAAACUCGAAAAAAGAAAAUAAUAUACAAAUAGUUUAUAUAGAAAAUGCAUUUCUGUCCUUUAAAUCUAUAGUAUUGCAUGCCCCUUUGUUGAAAAUUAAAUCUAUAGAUAUAUAA
This is a messenger RNA of Plasmodium gaboni, 555 nucleotides long. RefSeq lists its product as hypothetical. Lineage: Eukaryota; Apicomplexa; Aconoidasida; Haemosporida; Plasmodiidae. The transcript is spliced from 2 exons. The coding region runs from base 1 to 555 and encodes 184 amino acids. The record is from RefSeq and is a predicted model, not a curated record.